Messenger RNA from Laetiporus sulphureus 93-53, 603 nucleotides. RefSeq lists its product as uncharacterized. The record is from RefSeq and is a predicted model, not a curated record. The transcript has a single exon. The coding region runs from base 1 to 603 and encodes 200 amino acids. Lineage: Eukaryota; Fungi; Basidiomycota; Agaricomycetes; Polyporales; Laetiporaceae.
AUGUCCGCUUUAGGCGCCCAACCAGCGACCGCCAGCGAUGUCGACAUGGAGGCUUCUGGCGUUGAGCCUACUGCUCCACCACAUAGUUCUGCUACUGUCCCACCCACCCUGCCUGCUUUGGCUAAUACACCAUCCUGGGCCUCCAAAUUGGAGGAGCAGGACUGGAUCAUCGACCGCUUUGGUGGCCUUCUGUGCCACGUCAGAAACUCUGUGAGGGCUCUGGAGGAGGCCAUAAACAUCGCCAUCGACCACUCCAACCCCACUAUCUAUCUAGAUGACACCUCCCAUGUCAUCACCAUGCUCACCACUGCCAUCUGUGAGUUCCACAUCGAGCUGCUGACUGACUCUGGCCUCAACAACAUGGACCCUGGUAUGGUGGCUCUUCAAAUCCUCGACCACUUUUUCUGCCCCAACCCUGCCCUGGACGACGAGCUAGAGGAGGAGGAACAUGAACCAGAAUACCAACGCCCUCGCCGUGAUGAAGCUCUGUCCAUGAACAUUGACAUCCAGGCUGCCAUUGCCAAAGUGGUGGAGGACAGCAUCUGCAUGGGCAACACGGCCAUCACCACGAGGCUCUCGGCUAUCGAAGUGCAGCUCGCUUGA